This is a messenger RNA of Drosophila virilis, 1510 nucleotides long. RefSeq lists its product as uncharacterized. The record is from RefSeq and is a predicted model, not a curated record. Lineage: Eukaryota; Metazoa; Arthropoda; Insecta; Diptera; Drosophilidae.
CAACUCAUUUUAGCAGCCUGUUGUUUGUGUCGGUCAAUUUCAGCGUCGUGCUUGUGUUAUUUUUCUUGUUAUAAAAGCAACUUUAUGUAAUUAAUACAAAUGCGUGGCUUAAUCAUUGUGCCCAUGGACUUGGAGCCUGGCUUCCGUAAAGCAGACAUACACAGCUUACCCACGCUCACCAGCGGCAUGGUCUUUAACUUUUUCGCAACAGCCACAGACAACAAAAUAUCCUCGGAGAGCAACGAUUUGCUAAUAGACUAUGUGCACCUUCGCCGGCAGGGCGAGCUAUGCGAAUUAAAAGCUCUGGUCUUCUCCGCCGCAGACUUUGCCAAUACGGAAACACAUGCCAAUGUGGCCAUCAAGGUACUGGACCAUGAAAAUUCCCUUACAGAUGGCCAGUGCAGCCUGUGCUCCGGAGUAGCUGUGUGUCCGCAUGUCGUUGCCUUUGUAUUUUGGCUGCACAACAAGAGCACAGAUAAAAAGCCCACAGCUCUGUUGGAAUUCUGGGGCAAUGAGCUGGAGGCGCUUGUUCAACCGGAGCCCACAAGGGCAGUACGCAUAAAGGAUAUGGUGCCCCUGCGAGAGUUACACACCGAGGUGGAUGAUGAGGCGUCGAGCCCCAGCGAGGGCGACGAACGUGCAUUUCUGACAUCUGUGCUGGAGGAGCUUGCCAUUUGUGGACGUGAUUCGGCGCUGUACCGUCAAUGCGUGGAAACCACCGAUGAAUUCGAGUCCAUACUGAUACACCAUAUGCUGUUGAAAGCAGCGGAAUAUAACAUAUACGAUGUGCACAGUUUUCUGCAGCACUUGGAGCUGCAGGCGCAGAGCGGUCUCUUCGAAAGUCUCAGCGAGGUGACCAAAAGGCAGUACAAGUCAAAGCUGUGGAUAGAGGCGCAGUAUAUGCGCAUACGCUGCUCGAUGAUGCACAUGAUUGCCACACGCAAAACGCAGGAGGAGGACGAACAAAUCUUUAAUAUGCUCUUUUGCAAGGGACGCGACGAAGACAUUGAGGAUCGUGUGCAGCAGAAACAGCACAAACGUUUCAUACUGAAACAGACCGAAAAACUGGAAAACAAGGAGUAUCUGGAAUGUGGUCUGUUGCUCCACGAAAACUAUCCCUAUUUGUGUGGUGCCCCAGAUGGUAUUACGGAUGAUCACAUCGUCGAAAUCAAAUCACCAAAGACUGAGGAGGACUUUGAGAAAUAUCUCGAGGCACGCGAAUCCAUUGCGCCCAAGUAUAUGGCCCAGAUACAGACACAAAUGUUUCUGGCCAACGUAAAGAAGGCGCUCUACUGUGUGCUCAGUCCCACAUUCGAAACGAACGGCGCUCUUCACUACGUUUGGGUGCAAGCCGAUCCCGAGUUUGUCGCCAGCCUGCUGGGCAUGGCCGAUGAAUUUUGGAAAGAUGUAGUCUAUCCGCGUCUCGUCAGCAUUUAUCCACAAGCAUUGUGAACGUCAAUCGGACAAUAAACACACACAGCUACAACUAGUCAAUAGAUAUAAAGCAUAA